Molecule: messenger RNA, 653 nt
Organism: Linderina pennispora
Lineage: Eukaryota; Fungi; Kickxellomycota; Kickxellomycetes; Kickxellales; Kickxellaceae
Exons: 1
Coding region: 59-532 (157 amino acids)
Cellular component (GO): membrane
Molecular function (GO): serine-type endopeptidase activity
Source: RefSeq, a predicted model, not a curated record
CACACAGUCAUCGACGCACACCAGGUUCAUUUACUGGGUAUCUAACCUUCCAGGGUGGAUGGCUGAUGCUGUGAAGCAGGAGAUUUUUAUCUCUGCAGAAACACUUUUGGGAAUGUCGCCUGGACAUAGUUUGGUGCUGCCAGUCAUCGGUGUAAAUGUGGCCCUCUUUGCGCUUUGGCGGUGCCCGCGAGCAAUUCCAAUCCUGGGAAGGCGCUUUGCACGAUCCUCCUUCCCGCCGUUUGUACACCCUUUUACGAACGUCUUUAGCCACAAGAGCUUUAGUGAACUCCUCGUCGAUAGCGCCAUGCCCAUCUAUCUGGCUGCCCCGUUAGCUCAGCCAAUGGACACACUUAAGGCAGCCGCCAUGUAUCUCACUUCAGGUGUUGGCGCAAGUCUUGCGCAGCAUCUGCUGGCGCGCCUUCGUCCGGGUUCCCUUCCUCAUUCCUUGGUAUAUUCUGUCCACCCGUUGCGUACUAUAGGUAUAUGCAUGCCCUCCUUAACGACGGCCAUGGCACUGAUGGAGAUCAUGUGAUGCUAGUCUCCGUGCUCGCUGCCCUGGCCUAUGGACCAGCGAUUACAAGCGCAUCAGAUCUCAUGCCGGGUUGCCGUCUUAUAACGGCUGCAGCUCAUUUAGGCAGAAUGGCCUGUGAUGU